Molecule: messenger RNA, 618 nt
Organism: Sinocyclocheilus anshuiensis
Lineage: Eukaryota; Metazoa; Chordata; Actinopteri; Cypriniformes; Cyprinidae
Product: SLAM family member 9-like
Exons: 2
Coding region: 1-618 (205 amino acids)
Source: RefSeq, a predicted model, not a curated record
AUGGAAGGAGAUUAUGUCACUUUACACACUGAUGUUACUGCAAUACAUGAGGAUGAAGACAUACUGUGGAAAUUUGGAAAUGAAAAGUCUCUCAUAGCUCAAAUCAAUAGAGAGAACCAAAUCUUCCCUGAUGGGAGAUUCAGAGACAGACUGAAGCUGAACAGACAGACUGGAUCUCUGAACAUCACAAACAUCACAACUCAACACACUGGACUCUAUGAAGUAAAGAUUAGUGGAGCAAGACAGUCAACAAAAUCAUUCAGUGUUUCUGUCUAUGCUCGUCUGCGCACACCUAAUAUUACCAGAGAUUCUUCUCAAAAUCUUUCAACAUUAUCAUCAUCAUCAUCAUCAUCAUAUUGUUCAUUGGUGUGUUCAGUGGUGAAUGUGGGUCAUGUGACUCUCUCCUGGUACAAAGGAAACAGUUUAUUGUCCAGCAUCAGUGUGUCUGAUCUCAGCAUCAGUCUCUCUCUACCUCUGGAGGUGGAAUAUCAGGAUAAAAACACCUACAGCUGUGUGCUCAACAAUCCCAUCAACAACCAGACCAGACGUCUUAAUAUCACUCAAAUCUGUCAUAUUCGCUCAGGUACAAUAGUGGUGAUAGUAAUGAUUAUUUAUUAG